GCAGUUGGUGAAACUCCUCUGUCUCCUACUCAUCUUUUCAUUGCUUGCUCCUCUCCUUCCCACAGACACCCCGGACCUUCCCUGGGCGCCAGCUCUUCGGCUCCAACGGGUCCAGAGACAAUCUGGAUUUUUUUUCCUCUUUCUCCACCCUUUCUGGAAACUGGCUUUGGUGUGUGUUUCCCUACCUCACUCCUCCCCCCCGCCAGCCCCCACCUUUUUUUUUUUUUUUUUUUUGUGAGACAUGGCUCGGGCAGUGGUUCCUGGAAGAGGAACAAGUGUGGGAAAAGGGAGAGGAAACCGGAGCUAAAUGACAGGAUGCAGGCGACUUGAGACACAAAAAGAGAAGCAUUGCUCUCGGAUCAAGGCAUUGCCUCGCUGCUUUCCUUUCGCCAAGACGGGUUGGAGGAUUUUACAGCUCUGAGCGGAGUUGGAGCAUUUGGGGCUUUUUAGAGUACUGUCUUUGCUGUAUUUUCCCUCCACAAGCUCGUUCUUCCGCUUCUGCCUGAGGAUCCGGAGAAGAGAGAAUGGCGAAGGGAGUGCUGCUCCUCUGUGCCGCGGUAGCCCUUACCCUGGCCCUGGCCAGCGCUUUUCGCAACGAUAAAUGUGGCGAUACUAUAAAAAUUGAAAACCCUGGGUAUCUUACAUCUCCUGGUUAUCCUCAGUCUUAUCACCCAAGUGAAAAAUGUGAAUGGCUGAUUCAAGCUCCGGACCCAUACCAGAGAAUUAUGAUCAACUUCAAUCCACACUUCGAUUUGGAGGACAGAGAUUGCAAGUAUGACUACGUAGAAGUCAUCGAUGGAGACAAUGCAAAUGGACGCUUGUGGGGGAAAUUUUGUGGAAAGAUUGCCCCUUCACCUGUAGUGUCUUCGGGGCCAUUUCUUUUUAUCAGAUUUGUCUCCGACUAUGAGACCCAUGGUGCAGGAUUUUCCAUCCGUUACGAAAUUUUUAAGAGAGGUCCGGAAUGUUCCCAGAACUAUACAACACCUACUGGAGUCAUAAAGUCCCCUGGAUUCCCUGAAAAAUAUCCUAACGGCCUGGAAUGCACUUACAUUAUCUUUGCUCCAAAGAUGUCAGAGAUUAUCCUGGAAUUUGAAAGCUUUGACCUGGAGCUUGACUCAAAUCCUCCAGGGGGAAUGUUCUGUCUCUAUGAUCGACUAGAAAUCUGGGAUGGAUUCCCUGAUGUCGGCCCUCACAUUGGACGUUACUGUGGACAGAAAACACCAGGUCGAAUCCGUUCUUCAUCAGGCAUUCUAUCCAUGGUUUUUUAUACCGACAGCGCAAUAGCAAAAGAAGGCUUCUCAGCAAACUAUAGUGUCUUGCAGAGCAGUGUCUCCGAAGAUUUUAAAUGUAUGGAAGCUCUGGGUAUGGAAUCAGGAGAGAUUCAUUCUGACCAGAUCAUGGCAUCUUCCCAGUAUAGCACCAAUUGGUCUGCAGAACGAUCCCGCCUGAACUACCCAGAGAACGGGUGGACUCCUGGAGAAGAUUCUUAUAGAGAGUGGAUACAGGUAGACUUGGGCCUUCUGCGCUUUGUCACAGCCGUUGGGACACAGGGAGCCAUUUCAAAGGAAACCAGGAAGAAAUACUACGUCAAGUCUUACAGAAUAGACAUUAGCUCCAACGGGGAAGACUGGAUCACCAUAAAAGAAGGAAAUAAACUUGUUAUCUUUCAAGGAAACACUAACCCCACAGAUGUUGUGUUUGGGGUUUUCCCCAAACCACUGAUAACUCGAUUUGUCCGAAUUAAGCCUGUGACUUGGGAAACUGGUAUAUCUAUGAGAUUUGAAGUCUAUGGCUGCAAGAUAACAGAUUAUCCGUGCUCCGGAAUGUUGGGUAUGGUGUCUGGACUCAUUUCCGACUCUCAGAUCACAGCAUCAAACCAAGCAGACAGAAACUGGAUGCCUGAAAAUAUUCGCCUCGUCACCAGUCGCUCGGGCUGGGCACUGCCUCCCGCACCUCAUCCCUAUGUAAACGAGUGGCUCCAAGUGGACCUGGGGGAGGAGAAGAUCGUUCGGGGCAUCAUCAUUCAGGGUGGGAAGCACCGGGAGAACAAGGUGUUCAUGAGGAAGUUCAAGAUCGGAUACAGCAACAAUGGCUCCGACUGGAAGAUGAUCACAGACGACAGCAAGCGGAAGGGCAAGUCUUUUGAGGGCAACAGCAACUAUGACACACCGGAGCUGAGAACUUUCCCACCUCUUUCCACACGAUUCAUCAGGAUCUACCCCGAGAGAGCCACUCAUGGAGGACUGGGGCUAAGGAUGGAGUUGCUGGGCUGUGAAGUGGAAGUACCUACAGCUGGACCAACCACUCCCAAUGGGAACCCAGUGGAUGAAUGUGAUGAUGACCAGGCGAACUGCCACAGCGGAACAGGUGAUGACUACCAACUCACAGGGGGUACCACUGUGCUGACCACAGAAAAGCCGACAAUCAUAGACAGCACGAUACAAUCAGAGUUUCCGACAUAUGGUUUUAACUGCGAAUUUGGCUGGGGCUCUCACAAGACAUUCUGUCAUUGGGAACAUGACAAUCACGUGCAACUUAAAUGGAGUGUGUUGACUAGCAAAACUGGCCCAAUUCAAGAUCACACAGGAGAUGGUAACUUCAUCUAUUCCCAAGCUGACGAGAACCAGAAGGGUAAGGUGGCUCGUCUGGUGAGUCCUGUGGUUUAUUCCCAGAACUCAGCCCACUGCCUGACAUUCUGGUACCACAUGUCGGGUUCCCACGUUGGCACACUGAGGGUCAAAUUACGCUACCAGAAGCCAGACGAAUAUGACCAGUUGGUCUGGAUGGUCAUCGGACACCAAGGAGAUCACUGGAAGGAAGGGCGUGUUUUGCUUCACAAGUCUCUGAAACUUUAUCAGGUGAUUUUUGAGGGCGAAAUCGGAAAAGGAAAUCUUGGCGGGAUUGCAGUUGAUGACAUUAGCAUCAAUAACCACAUUUCACAAGAGGACUGUGCAAAACCGAUAGACCUGGAUAAAAAGCACCCAGAAACUAAAAUGAACGAAGCAGGGAGUACGCCAGGAUACAAAGGUGCAGUGGAAGGUGAUGAGAACAUCUCAAGGAAGCCAGGCAAUGUGUUGAAGACCUUGGAUCCGAUCCUCAUCACAAUUAUUGCCAUGAGCGCCCUGGGGGUCCUUCUGGGGGCUGUCUGUGGGGUUGUGCUGUAUUGUGCCUGUUGGCACAACGGCAUGUCCGAAAGAAACUUGUCUGCCUUGGAGAACUAUAACUUUGAACUUGUGGAUGGUGUGAAGUUGAAAAAAGACAAACUGAAUGCACAGAAUACUUACUCGGAGGCAUGAAGGCAGGUGGAGAUGGAAAGACGAGUGGGAGAACUGAAUUGGAAGGACGGAACUUGAGCGUGCUGGGAAACUGUUGGAUCUUCUCUUACUGUACAAGCUGGGAAGUGCGUUGAGGACGCUGAGCCAGGCUUUUCUCAGGAGCGUCAAUGAGUAUAGCCGACAGACAUGAGCAAGUGAGAACAAUCGGAAUCAUGUACAUUCAGCUUUGGGGGUUUUUCUGUUGGUUUCAGUUGAAUAAUCAGAUGCUGGUGUUGAGACCAAGUAUUAUGGACUUAAGAAUUCAUUUUUCAACUUCCCUUCUCUCUCUUCUUCUCUUUCUCCUUUCCCUUUUAUGGAUUCUUUUUUUCUUUUUGGAAACUGUGCAAAAUCCAAGAUGCUGGCACCAAGUGUAUUCAGUGGGGCCCUUUUGAUGGACAUGCUACCUUUAACCCAGUGCCCAGAAAAAAUAUUAGACUAACUGCAUUUCCGUGGACUGGUGCAGCUGUACUUGUGUAUAAUUGCCCGCGUUGUGCAUAGACAAAGAAGGAUUAGAACGUUUUCUUUUUCGAAGUACUGUAGCCUCAGUACCGGUAUGGUAUAGUGUGUCAGCUCUGUUUACGAAGCAAUACCGUCAAAUUUUCUUGAUGUUUUCCAGUGUUGUAUUAAACCUCGUGCUUGUGGACUUCAUGCAGAAAAUUGUGCCAUCACCAAACACUGCUGGUAACUGGGUGUACUACCGACAACCGAAAUGAAAACUCCUUGGCACUGGCUAGUCUAUGUCCUAUCAAGUGCCUUUUUGUUUGUACUAGUUCUCAUUGUGUUCCAUUCAUGACUCACUCUGUUUCUCACUGGUGAAAGCCCUACUAUUUAAUCAAACCCCCCCGGUGGCUCACUGACUAAGAAGAAAGUAUAUUUUAGUGUGAGACGUCAGCCCCCGGGAAGGCAAGGGCUCAGAAGACUUGGCAAAUGUGGCUUAAUUGUUCUGCUUUUUUUCCAUCAUUCAAUUUCAUGUCUCUCGACCCUUUUGUAUAAAGCUGCAAUAUUCUCACUUAUUGUUCUUUCAUAUGGAAUGUAUUUUCAAAUGUAAACGCUUUCUCUCUCACUCUCUCUCUCUUUCCUAUCUCUCUGUCUCUUUUUUUUCUCUCUCUUAGAAUUUUAAGCAUUUGCCAUUGUCCAGAAAAGAAACUUGCAGCUUUAACCUUGCUGGGAAUGGCAAACAAUUUUACUAGGCUUUAUGUUUUAAAAUAAAUAAAUAAGGGAAAUUCCUAACUUUGCCCUCCAAAGUCUAACUUUGGUUUUCUUGUUAACUGGUUAAAGUGACAGUAUCUUUUUUCCUGAAGUCAUUUGUCCAUCUACCCUGAUUAGAAUGCUCAUCGAUAGAAUGUUUCAGUUGAAUAGAAUAGUGAUAAAUUGAGGGAAGGAAUAAUAUUAAUUGGCUUUCAAGUGAGACCUGAAGGAAGGCUGAAUAAAAGUCUCCUAAAUGGACAACAACAAAAAAAACCUCAUAAGAUUUUAUAUCCAAAUAUGCAAAAAAAUUGUCCCUGAGAACAUUCCUAUUUUGAUAGAGUCAAACAAGGGAAGUGGAAGGAAGAAUAGUUAAUUUAAGAAAGAAACUAUAAAUCAUGAUGCCUGGAGGUUUAGUAUUUUAAGAUAAGAGAGGGGAAAAUGAGCAAAGUCAAAACAAAUGCUUAAAAUAAUCCAUUCAGCAGUAACCCUGGGGGGAAAAAACCGGAAACUUGAAUGAAUGCUUCUAGAAAUAAUUCACAUGGCUCAUGAAGAAAAGGCUGAUGUUGGGGUUGGCGAGAGCUGCUAAGCCUCUAACAGCAAAAUUAAGUGAAUAUCGUAUUAAGGCGGUGCGUGCGCUAAGCCUAAGCAGCUUUGGUUGGAUUCUGUGUAGCUGUGUCGUGCCGUGUGGUACACGGUCAUUUUGAAGACUGUCCUCUGUAGCAUUGCUAUGGAUCUUGCUCAGACAUACUUGGGAGAGUCACAUUUGCAUCAUAUAUAGUCAGAACAAUCUCUUUUUCAUGACAUAAUUGGAUUGCGAAUGCCGUUUGUUUCCAGGAAAGUAUUGAUUAAUGUGAAAGAAGAAUUGGUUUUUGUCCCCAGAAGUAUUCAUUCAGUUAGAAUCAUAUCAGGAAGAAAAAAACUUAAUAUGAAAUGUUUUGUCCCCAACCACCACCCCCUCCAAGGCAACAGAUGUAAUGUUCCUCAACCAAGGAAAAAUGAUACUGCAACUUUAAAUUUUAAAGUAUCUUGCACUGAUAAAUAUAUUUAAAAAUUAUAUGUUUAUAAAGUUUUUAAUUUGUAAAGGCAGUGUUACAAAAUGUUCAGUUUAUAUUGUUUUAGAUUGUUUUGUAAUUUUUAAAGGUGUAAAAUAACAUAUUUUUUUUUCUUUAUUGAAAUCUAUAAAAACUUUCUGUAGUAAAAUGUUUUCAUUUUACUGGUAUAUUAUUGCUUCAUGUUUUGUACCAUCAUAAAAUUUUGUGCAAAUUUUUUUUACAGAAAUUUUUAUUUUCUAUGACAAUAUGACACUUGUAAAUUGUUGUUUCAAAGUGAACAGCAAAGCCUUAACUUUAAAUGACAUUUGUAUUCUCAGACACUGAGUAGCGUCAAAACCACAUAGAACUGAACUGUAACUUAAAAUUCCAAACUAUGACUACUACAUUCCAAAGAAACAGUUGAAUUAAAACAUUUUCAUAAAAUAUCC
Chrysochloris asiatica (Cape golden mole) is the source of this 5982-nucleotide messenger RNA. RefSeq names its product neuropilin 1 (gene NRP1). Gene Ontology annotation, biological process: axon guidance; angiogenesis; vascular endothelial growth factor signaling pathway. Gene Ontology annotation, cellular component: membrane. The coding region runs from base 525 to 3296 and encodes 923 amino acids. Lineage: Eukaryota; Metazoa; Chordata; Mammalia; Afrosoricida; Chrysochloridae. The transcript has 17 exons. The record is from RefSeq and is a predicted model, not a curated record. Gene Ontology annotation, molecular function: vascular endothelial growth factor receptor activity; semaphorin receptor activity.